Rosa rugosa (rugosa rose) is the source of this 1252-nucleotide messenger RNA. Its product is annotated as gibberellin 3-beta-dioxygenase 1-like. The coding region runs from base 125 to 1204 and encodes 359 amino acids. The transcript has 2 exons. The record is from RefSeq and is a predicted model, not a curated record. Gene Ontology annotation, biological process: gibberellin biosynthetic process; response to light stimulus. NCBI's taxonomy places the organism in Eukaryota, Viridiplantae, Streptophyta, Magnoliopsida, Rosales, Rosaceae. Gene Ontology annotation, molecular function: gibberellin 3-beta-dioxygenase activity.
CUCUCUCUCUCUCUCUCUCUUCCAUCCCAUAUAUGCUUUUCUAGCUGCACCAAGUUCUCAAAAACUACUUCUCUGUUCUCUUCCAGUUGAUCGAGUUUCUUAACAUCACAGCAACAUUCUCAAUAUGCCUGUAAGAAUCUCCGAUGCCUUUCAAUCCCACCCCCAUAAGCACUACCCUGCAGACUUCAACUCACUGCACGAGUUACCAGACUCAUAUGCAUGGACUCAUCAACUCGACGAGUACCCAUCUCUGGACUCGUCAUUCGGCUCAGAGUUGUGUGUUCCGAUCAUCGAUCUAACUCACCAAAAUGUCCUUAAACUCAUAGGACAUGCAUGUAAAACAUGGGGGGUGUUCCAAGUCACAAACCAUGGAAUCCCAGAGAAGCUUCUUCAUGACAUUGAAUCAACUUGUCGAAGCCUCUUCUCUCUGCCAGUCCAGCAGAAGCUCAAAGCCGCUCGACCGGCGGAUGGCAUUUCUGGUUACGGAAUCCAUCGUAUAUCUUCGUUUUUCCAAAAACUCAUGUGGUCGGAGGGCUUUACUAUUGCUGGCUCACCACUUGAACAUUUUCGACAACUUUGGCCCCAAGAUUACAACAAAUUCUGUUGUAUGGUAGAAGAAUAUGAGAAAGAGAUGAAAAGGCUAGCAGGGAAGCUGAUGUGGCUAAUAUUGGGAUCGCUGGGCAUACCAAAGGAAGACGUAAUUUGGGCCGGCCCAAAAGGUGACUUUGAAGAUGCAUCCAAUGCCAUACAAUUAAAUUCUUACCCUGCAUGUCCGGAUCCCAAUCGUGCCAUGGGGUUGGCCGAACAUACGGAUUCAACCCUCCUGUCAAUCAUCCACCAAACCAACAUAAGUGGCUUGCAAAUUCUUCAUGAGGGCGCCGGGUGGCUCACUGUUCCGCCAGUCCCGGGAGCUUUGGUGGUCAACAUUGGCGACCUUACUCAUAUCUUGUCCAACGGGGUGUACCACAAUGUCCUUCACCGGGCAAUUGUGAACCGGAGUCAACAACGUCUAUCCAUUGCUUACCUAUAUGGGCCACCAGCUAGUGUCCAAAUCUCGCCUCAGUCGAAACUAGUCACCCCAAGUCACCCUCCCCUUUAUCGGCCAAUCACUUGGAAGGAGUACCUUGCAAUCAAAGGAAAACUUUACAACAAGGCACUUUCAUCAAUUCAGCUUUAUGAUCCUCUAAAUGACCAAAUGGAUUAGUCAAUGUAAAUGGUCAUAAGAGCAUAAAUAAAUCCCUAAUUUGGCACU